Molecule: messenger RNA, 1164 nt
Organism: Blastomyces gilchristii SLH14081
Lineage: Eukaryota; Fungi; Ascomycota; Eurotiomycetes; Onygenales; Ajellomycetaceae
Product: extracellular serine-rich protein
Exons: 3
Coding region: 115-909 (264 amino acids)
Source: RefSeq, a predicted model, not a curated record
UUUUAAUUGCUUUCUCCUUUCCCUUCCUUCGUUUCUUCAUAUACAAUAUUGGCUAGCCACCGUCCACCCGUUCACGAACGUAAAUCACAAACCACAAAACCUACAUCUCCAAAAAUGUUGUUCAGGGGAGUAUUAGCAUCGACUGCGCUUUUGGCCACAGGAAUACACGCGCAAAUCGAAGAGGAUGUCAUCGCUGGAUGGGCCCCGAUGAAACGAGAGUCCCCAGAAGGCAUGGUUACGGUCCACGCUGUGCAAGUUGGCAAUUCAGAAGGAAGCCAGAGGUUCUAUCCAGACUCUCUUACAGUUGAACCUGGCUCAAUGGUCCAGUUUCAGUUCCAUCCAGCGAACCACUCCGUCGCGCAGUCCACAUUUGAAGACCCCUGUUCGCCCAUGAGUGAUGGAACCGGGAUUCGAUCCGGAUUCCUAGCCGUAUCGCCUGAUUCUUCAGACAUGCCUGUGUUCACGGUUAUGAUCAACGACACCAAUCCCGUGUGGUUGUUCUGCGGUCAGAAUAAUCACUGCCAGAAUGGCAUGGUCAUGGUUAUCAAUCCUCCCGAUGCGCCAGAUAGGGGCAUCGAGGCAUUCCGAUCCCUCGCUACGAGUGGAGGAGGGGGAUCCGGGGGUGAUGGCGGCGGCAUUGGCGGGAUUGGUGGCAUCGGCAGCAUCGGCAACGGCCCAAUAGCCCUCCCGACCGGCGGCGCAUUCCCAACUCCUAACGGCGGCAGCGGUGGCGGAGUAGCACUCCCCUCUGGUGGAACUGUUCCAUCUACCGUUGCUGCAGGCACCGCGACACCGACUCAAGGCCGUGAUCCGUUUUCAGCUACACUCAACGCAGCAUCCAGGCCAGUUUCUCAUGUUGCUGGUCUCUCUGGACUGUUAAUUGCUUCCUUUGCCAUUUUUGGGUUGUAGAUAGAUAGAUGAAGGAUGUGUAUGAAAUUGAUUGACGUUUGUCGUUGAUGAAGAGGCGGUUUGAGGAGGUGUCGAGAGGGAAAGUUACUCUCUUUCCAAUUUGUUUUUAGGUUCGUCUUAGUCUUUCUGUCCUAAUCUUGCUUCCCUUAUAUUUUGAUCCAAGAUGUGUGUCUAUUUCUUUCCCGGCUAUGUCAUGAAUUUGGUUAUUGUAUAUAAUCCCUGCUGGCUGGCCUGCAAAUGGCUCUGAGCCGAAUG